Molecule: messenger RNA, 1111 nt
Organism: Zingiber officinale
Lineage: Eukaryota; Viridiplantae; Streptophyta; Magnoliopsida; Zingiberales; Zingiberaceae
Product: V-type proton ATPase subunit E-like
Exons: 6
Coding region: 153-869 (238 amino acids)
Biological process (GO): proton transmembrane transport
Cellular component (GO): proton-transporting two-sector ATPase complex, catalytic domain
Molecular function (GO): proton-transporting ATPase activity, rotational mechanism
Source: RefSeq, a predicted model, not a curated record
AAUAAGCAAGAAGCAACUCAUGUACUGUCUUUCUUCGGGCCACUGAUUGUUUGUCUUCUUGACUUCCCUGCUGCUGCCUGCCUGCCUGCCCUGUGUCAAUCGGUUGUCCCGAUCUCGCUCCCAGACGAUCGGAAAGUAGCCGGAGAGGGAAGAUGAACGACGCCGAUGUCUCCAAGCAGAUCCAGCAGAUGGUGCGUUUCAUCCGCCAGGAGGCGGAAGAGAAGGCCAACGAGAUCUCCAUCUCCGCCGAAGAGGAAUUUAACAUUGAGAAGUUACAACUUGUUGAAGCCGAAAAGAAGAAGAUCAGACAAGAAUAUGAACGUAAAGAGAAGCAGGUCGAAAUUCGUAAGAAAAUUGAAUACUCAAUGCAGCUGAAUGCAUCCCGUAUUAAAGUUCUUCAAGCUCAAGAUGAUUUAGUCAUCUCCAUGAAAGAGGCUGCUGCAAAGGAGCUCCUGACUGUCAGCCAUCAUCACAUCUUCAAUAUUACCCAUCAUGAUCAUGUAUACAAACACCUAUUGAAGGAUCUCAUUGUUCAGAGCUUGCUCAGAUUGAAAGAACCAGCUGUUUUGUUGCGUUGUCGGAAAGAAGAUCAUCAUCUUGUGGAGUCAGUUUUGGAGUCAGCAAAAGAAAAAUAUGCAGCUAAAGAAGGUGUUCACCCACCAAAUAUUGUUGUAGACACUAAUGUCUACCUACCGCCUCCUCCUAGUCACCAUAAUGUUCACGGCCUCCAUUGCUCUGGCGGUGUUGUAUUGGCUUCUAUAGAUGGGAAGAUUGUUUGUGAAAAUACACUCGAUGCAAGACUAGAUGUUGCUUUCCGCAAGAAAUUGCCCGAGAUAAGGAAGCGUCUCUACGGCCAGACUGCUGCUUAAUCUGCUGAUCAUAUGUCUUCUCCAUAUGUUUCGAAUAAUGGCUUGUUUCUAGAUUCGAACACACUGGGAAUGCUUUAUCUGCGCAACUUGUAAUUCAACGAAUAAUAGCUAUGACGUCUGUAUUGCUGUAUUUCUUAUCAUGAUUGCUCCACCUAUCCUGGAGUGUCUUUGUUAUUAUUUAUUACUCCGUGAGCAAAUUCACCUGGAAAUAUGAAGUAAAUGAGUUAUUAGUUCAUGACAUA